CUUGUAAGGAAACCUUGUUCACACCAGUGCUGAAGAGGCGUCACCAGUCCGGUUACUUUACACAAGUGCUUUAAAAUAUGACUUGGAAAGCAUGACACCGAUAAGACGCCUGAUUCACUUUCAGCUCUACCACCUACCAGGGGAGACUGGACUGCAGGUUUCUACAUUUUCUGUUCUUGAAAACUGAAAUUUAAGCCUGUGGUUCACAAAUGGCAAGCGGGGAGAUCCUGUGUCUGUUGCUGAUCGUAGGUUCAAUUGGCUGCCAGGCCGAUUCCACUAGAAAUGGAUUCUGGGAUUAUUUCAGCCAGGUGACCACUGAGAAGAAUGAACAGAGCCUACCUAAGAAUCUUGCAACAGAAGUCAGUGGUUUCAGAAACAGCUUUCAAAAUGGAGUAAAUUACGUUGGCAACAUCUUUAGUCCGUGGAAGAGUGGGCUCCAUAAUCGCUUGUAUAAAGACUCAGAGGGCUUGCGCAGGCUGAUACGUAGAGAACUGCACGAGAUCCAAAGGAAGAUUUACCCUUAUAUCGAUGACGCCCACCAAAAGAUAAGCCAGAACCUAGAGCAAGUCCAGAACCGCUUGGUGCCUUACACGGAUGAGCUGAAAUACCACAUGCAGUGGGGAGCACAGGAGCUCAAGGCGCAGUUCAGUCUGAACAAGGUUCAUAUGAGCAACGGGAUACCACACAAGCUAGCGGAAAACUUACAAGACCAAAUCGUAUUGCAGACGGAGAAGGUUAAAAAACUGAUGCUACCACUGGGUGAUAAACUAUUGGCAGAGAUCCAUCAUGCAGUUGAAGAACUCCAUGGAAACCUAUCUCCUCAUGCUCUGACCUCGCAGGAAAAGUUGAACGCUCAGGUCCAAGAACUUUCUCGUAAACUGUCUCAGAACGCAAACAAUCUGCAUAAGAAGAUCCAUAAAAACUUGGAUGCACUGAAAGAACAGCUCGUGACGUAUCCCCAAAAUUUUAGAGACAGGUUUCCAGGCAGUCAGUCCGAUGAACCGGUAGCGCCCUACGUGGAAGAGAUGACCGCUCAGGUGUACAAAGAAGUAGAGGAGUUUCAGAGGAAUACUCAGAUGCAGAUUGAACACUUUACCCAUACUAUUAACAUGGAAAUGGAGGAGAUGAAGUACAAAUUGUCUCCAGCCGCAACAGACCUGCAUGACACAGUGACUUCAAUAGAGAACAUACAGGAGAAACUGGAGUCCUUGUGGACAGAGAUAUCUCAGAACUUAAAAUAGUCUGACAUGAACUCUGGGUCUAUUGACAAAAAUCGGGAAAUGAUACAAUGUGAAUCCAUUGGAAGAAAAUGAAAGCACUUACCUUAAAUUUCCACUUGGACUUUAAUAUACUGUAUAUACUGUUCUGUUUUCCAUAUGUGAUAUGUGGGACAUCUCCAGCUCUCGGGACCAAAAAAGAAGUUUGUGUAAAAUGCUAGGAAAUGUUCCUGCACUGCAUUUUAAAUCAUAUUAUCAUAUUAAAUUAAAGGAGUUUUCUGGGAGAAAAAUAUUGAAGAUCUAUCCUCGGGAUGGGGAUCAGUGGGGGUCAGACUCUUAGCUCCCCCACCGAUAAGCUGUUUCAAGAGGCCGCAGUGCUCUGGUCAGCAACACAGCCUCUUCCUAGGUUAGUGACGUCACAUUCAUCGUUUAGGUGGCCUACAGUAGGUGCAGCUUAGUCCUGUUCAAGUGAAUGACCAUGGGCAGCAAUACCAAGCACGGCCACUAUACAAUGUAUGGUGCUGUACUUGGUAUGCUGUGAGGAGAACACAGCGCUCAUUGGAUGGCCUCUUCAAACAAUUGAUUGGAAGGGGUACCAGGAGUUGAAACCCAUUGAUCCCAUACUGAUGGUCUAUCCGCCCACCAUGCUCACUGAUUAACCAUUUAAAGAGGCCAUGCAUGUUCCAGUGAGGGUAGGUCAUCAGAACUGUACUCCUGGAAAGCCCUUUUCAUGUCGGCCAAACAUGUCAACUUCAGUGAGACUGGCAACCCUAUAAUAGGCCAACCCUAUAAUAUAUGGCAGAUAUUGGGAGAGAGAAGGAUCAAGUAGUUGGGCUUCAACAUGCCCAACCCUUUUCUUCUAAGGGAAGGUAAGCCACCACCUAAGGUAUCUGGCAGUGGCUUCCUGCCCUUGCCCCAUUCAGAACACAUGCAUUCUCUGCUGGGCCGAAAGUGCAUGUGCAUGGGGAAAUCAGGAGAGAUAGCUGUUGGCUGAAUUAAUGUUUGGUCAAGAUUAUUGAAGGUGUAAAGUAUGGACAGCCUCUAUGACCAUGCUCUCUUCAAGCAACCUGCACUAUGGUCAUUGUUGUUUAAAGUAGAUAUUUCCUUUAAAUUGUAAUAUCUUUGUAAAUAAAGAUUUCUAUCUGGGUGUGUACUCAUGCUAACCAACCAGGCAUUUUGUUGGGUCAUUUUUGGAUAAAAGUAAAUCCCUCCUGGAAAUAUAGUCAAAAGAGUGAAUAGCCGCUUAGAGAGAGCUUUAACCUACAGUCUCCACUAUCAAGGAUGUAGCUAAAAGAAGCUGGGUCUCACAGGAAAUUUUUGAACUCCCCCUCCAAGCAAUUUCCUUGCAAAUCCCCUCUGACAGCUAGUUGAGACC
This is a messenger RNA of Bufo bufo (common toad), 2592 nucleotides long. It is a transcript of the gene APOA5, whose product is annotated as apolipoprotein A5. Gene Ontology annotation, biological process: very-low-density lipoprotein particle remodeling; positive regulation of lipid biosynthetic process; lipoprotein metabolic process. Gene Ontology annotation, molecular function: phospholipid binding; phosphatidylcholine-sterol O-acyltransferase activator activity; cholesterol binding. Gene Ontology annotation, cellular component: high-density lipoprotein particle; chylomicron; blood microparticle. Bases 210 to 1241 code for a protein of 343 amino acids. Lineage: Eukaryota; Metazoa; Chordata; Amphibia; Anura; Bufonidae. The transcript has 4 exons. The record is from RefSeq and is a predicted model, not a curated record.